CUCCUGUACCCGUUAUCGCCCUUCAUGCGCUGGCAGCAUACUCUGGCCCUGCCUCUUUACGCGUCCAGCAUUGUGCUGGGAGUCUGUGCCCAUGAGCAGGUACCAUUGGCACCUAUCCCUGACUCCCGAUAUGAUACCCAGCACUUAAGGCCGUGGGACGAGCGGCCUAGCAAAGAUGCCACGGGAAACCUCAUUUUCCAGUCGUUGGCCUCACUGCUGCAGCUCGCACCGAACUCUAAAUAUAUUAACGGUCAUGCGAUUAUCCGUGCCAGUAUCCCUCCGGGUACUCUCCUCUAUCAUGGGCGUCACACAAAAGAGCCGCCGACGAGGGACUGGAUUGCAUUCGACCCGGAACACUCUCAGGUCUUUACAGGAGGCUUGAACAGCACACUCUUCACGUAUAGCGCCACGCGUGAACUCAACUUACUCUUCUUCGACGGUGCUAGUGGGAACAAGUUCGGUGGGACUGUCGAUACACAAGACGUCCUCUUCUGGGGCGAAGUGAACUAUGAUGCCCAUGAUAAAUGGUUCGGCGAAGAGGCGCGCUUCCGCAAAAUGUGCGAAUGGGGCAAGCAGUACGGCCUUGAUGGAAUUGUCAGGAUGCAGAUCGACUUCGAGCUCAUGUACUGCAACAUCUCGGAUGGGCUGGAGUUGGUCUCCGCCCACUCGCUAGUCGCCAACGAUGGAUUCAAGUUCGUCGCUGUUGUCUCUGACAAUGUCACGGCGACGUAUUCUUCCGCGCACAUGGCUCCGUUGCCCACAGCUCUGCCGCCGUUGCAUCGCGAGCCCAUGGUACCACCAGCAGGCUGGAAAGGUAGUUUGCCUUCAAGCUUCGCUGAGGUCAGACAUACAGGUACCUGGCACAACUCGGGCGAGGUGCGCAUCCGAGUCGACCCAUCGACCAUGGUCUCGUUCUACGAUCCGGCCCUCACAUCCCUCGUCGAAUCGCGCCGCUCGUCCAAACGCCCAGAAUAUCGGCUGAUGGGCAUAUCGAAAGAGGAUGUCGCGCGUGUGCAGGCGGACGUCACGGAGAUGCUGGCUCGGGACCCAGCCGGCAAGAGUGGUGUGGAUUGGCAAGGCCUUGCGCGUGUCAUCCAGGAUCGGUUCUUCGACCGGCUGCCGUUCGUGCGCCACCUCCUUCAUCAACCCUACAGCAAUGCGUCCGAGCAUGUACUGGCCAUACGCAGACAACUCCUCGUGUCGCUCCUCCCUUACAUGCACCGCGAGCAUGUCGGCACCCCGGAGUGGUAUGCGCAGAUGGCUGAGGAGUGCGCGACGCAGUACACGGCGCGUCUCCCGCUGUCGAAGUUCACAAAGCAGGAGCGUGUCCUGUACAAUGCGACGAAGGAGGUACUGCACGAGAUCUGCCGCGUAUACACGGAGGCUUGGAGGGGUGCGUUUGACGUCGAAGAACAGAGUGUGGAGGUCGUAUCACGCCUCCUGGUGGAAUGGAGAGGAGAGUUCGACGCUCUGAUCAAAUGGCUAGAUUGGCCAGCGUGGAUGAAGUGCGAUCCUGCCUGCGGCGUAGACGAAUUCUGUUUCUGGCCGCAAGGUGCUAUUUGGGAAUCGGAUUCCGACCGUCAACCCCAAUGUCUGCCUUUGAACAAAGACACGUUGUGAUGGGCGAUCCAUGACUAGAGCGAUCCAUCCCUUGUGUUUGUGAAAACGUAGACUUCCGGUGCCCUCAGGUUGCAAUGACCCCUCUGUUUCCCUGCGCGAGAUUACUCACGGCCAAAUUGCGGCCAAACGCAUGUUAUCGAACUACUUGCGCAGACAUCAUGAGUCAGGAAGAGCCCAUGUGCUGUCGAUAUCAUGUGAAGUUGCAUAACAUCCAGCUACAGCUGCCGAUGUUAUAUAGUACGUGUGUCAUUGUUCGAGCUCACUGGCAUGCCUCGUGAACAACUCUCCUCCUGUACGCACUAAUACUUGGAAGGUCAUUGAGGCCGAGGCGUUCCCUGACGACGUGAUUGCGUUGAACCACUCCAGAUAGAAU
Molecule: messenger RNA, 1993 nt
Organism: Fomitopsis serialis
Lineage: Eukaryota; Fungi; Basidiomycota; Agaricomycetes; Polyporales; Fomitopsidaceae
Exons: 4
Coding region: 25-1620 (531 amino acids)
Source: RefSeq, a predicted model, not a curated record